Symbiodinium sp. CCMP2456 is the source of this 1535-nucleotide messenger RNA. Lineage: Eukaryota; Dinophyceae; Suessiales; Symbiodiniaceae. The record is from the annotation of a GenBank genome assembly.
GUCGCCCGCCGCAGACGGCGCCCUCGGACGCUUUGCGUCAUCCAAAUCCCCCGGUGCCAAAGCGCCCGGAGCAUCUGCCGGCUCGGCCACAGCGCCGAAGGGGCCACCGGUUCCCGUUGCAGCAGGCCGGGGUACAAUCCCUGUGAAGGCUGCGCCUCCCAAUAUUCCGAAGGCAACCGUGCAGGCCAAGCCGCCACCACCUGGACAUAGUCCAGAGGAGCGCUAUGCAGCAACUGCCAGGCCGAUUGAUACCCGAUAUGGGUCGGGCACAGACCCGGAGGCCUCAGCGAAACCUCGGAGCAUAACACAUCCGAAGAUGGUGCUGCGCCAGAAUGUUGCAACUGCGAGGUUCCAUAACGACAAGCCUACCGACCCACAUGGUCGAGACCUCGUAUUGAUCUCCAAUUGCAUCCAUGGUCCACACCUGGAUACCCCUCGCCCAGGUACCGUGUAUAAUCCGGACCUGGUGUUGCAGCCCUUCUACGUCCUCGACGUCGCCGACGAGUGGGUGACUAGGAUUUCGGAGGAGUGGACCGGCGAUGCUCUAUAUAGACAUCACGAGCAGAUGCUCACCUAUACGGUGACGACAGGCACUUCCCGUACGAGUUUUAUGUUGAUCUACGUCGAUAUGACGUGGCUUGAAGACUACGCUUGGGAGGCCAUGAGCCCGUCUGAAAAGCAGGCGGCGGAUGAACAGCGGAUGAAGAACCGGAAUCACGUAGGCAGUCACCCAGAUAUAUUGCUGGAGUAUGCCAACCACCAGAACUUUGUUGAGAACGCAAAGUACGUUCUUAACAACAUCAAGGAUGCGCAGGAGGCCGGCAUCCAGCAGAUCGCUGUACACACAGUGUGCAAGGUCAACAGACAUAGAUCUGUUGCGGGCGGUAUCUUACUCUUUGACAUGGUUCGCCGCCUCGAGGCAGUCGUGCAAAGGCCGUCUUUAGAAGAGAACGCCGCAUUGGCGGUAGAGCCUGAGACAGCUCGCCCGACAGGGGUGAAGACAUAUGCCGAGCUUUUCAACGAGCAGCAGAUCGCAGCCGGCAACGUGCAGACCCCUAUAACGGGAGUCGGGCCACUCGACCAGCCUCCGAGGCCAGGAGAGACUGCCACUCAGGCCGCGACUCGCAUGGGGCUGGCAGGCAAGACCCACACAUCGUAUGUGGCGAAGUAUAAUCCCGAUAGCCUAACCGGUGCUAUGAAUCGCACCGCGAACGCGCCGAAAGGGGCGCCGGUGCCUUCUGUGACCUUUACUACAAAUAUGGGUCCACCUCCUGAGGUUAAGGCCAAGGCUAGUGGCAGCAAGGCACCGCCAGCUACAAAGGCUGAGGCAGCAAGGCCGCCCACAGUGGCGAGUGAACCCGUUCAAGUCAAAGCAGCACCUUUUCCAUCCGCCACAGUGCGUGCCUUGGAAGCGCAGAUCAAAGAUCUGCAGGAUGCCAACCAUAUGUUGGAAACCACAGCCGACGACCUCCGCAACACUCUACAUGAGGUUCGCAGGCAGCACGAUGAGGCAUGGGAUGAUCUCGACGAAACGC